Messenger RNA from Antechinus flavipes (yellow-footed antechinus), 1527 nucleotides. It is a transcript of the gene GSG1, whose product is annotated as germ cell associated 1. The record is from RefSeq and is a predicted model, not a curated record. Bases 26 to 1036 code for a protein of 336 amino acids. Lineage: Eukaryota; Metazoa; Chordata; Mammalia; Dasyuromorphia; Dasyuridae. The transcript is spliced from 5 exons. Gene Ontology annotation, cellular component: plasma membrane.
CCCUGCAAAUGUUUGUCUCUUGCAGAUGGAUUUCUUGAAGCUCCUGGCCCUCCAUCAUCAUACUAUUGUAGCAGUCAUCCUCAACAUGCUGGCCCUCUGUCUCUCUACCACAUCCUUCCUUGGCAGUUACUGGUGUGUGGGCACACAGAAAGUGCCCAAGCCCUUGUGUGGGAAGAGUAUGGCUACCAAGUGCAUUGGGAUGCCCGUGCCCGUGGAUGGGGGGAGCAGCAAUGCAUCAAGUCAGGAAGUGGUGAACUACAGCUGGGAGACGGGAGACGACCGCUUCUCCUUUCGCUAUUUCCAUUCCGGAAUGUGGCUCUCGUGCGAAGAGAACAUGGAAAGCUCAGGGGAGAAGUGCCGCAGUUUCAUUGAACUCACACCACCAGUCGAAAGAGGAAUACUUUGGUUUUCCCUGGGGUCAGAGAUUGUCUACAUCAGUCUGCUAUUCAUCAGCCUCCUCCUAUUGCUACUGGAAUUGUUCUUUCCUGGCAACCCUGGCUGUGGACUAAAGCUUGAUGCCUUUGCUGCUAUGUCCUCAGUUUUAUCAGGCCUUUUGGGGAUGGUGGCACACAUGAUGUAUACACAAGUUUUCCAGGCAACUGUCAACUUGGGACCAGAAGACUGGAGGCCACAUACUUGGGAUUAUGGCUGGGCCUUCUACAUGGCCUGGGUUUCUUUCAUCUGUUGCAUGAUGUCAGCCGUCACAACUCUCAACACCUAUACUAAGCUGGUACUGGAAUUCAAGUGUAGCCACUACAAAUCCUUCAAAGAGAACCUGAGCCACUCUUCGUCCCUACACUACCAAUGCCUUCUGCUGCAGAAGCAGCAGCAGUGGCAGCAGCAGCAGCAGUCACGGUCUCCAACCAACUCCAGGGACCAACUGAGCAGCUUCUACCAGGACCAAAACCAGUCUGUCCACUCGGUCUCCGUAGGGGUUGACUUUUGCUCAGAGCUACAGGAGAAGAUGCUUUCACAAGAGCCUAGGAUGAAACUAAGCGAAGUGCUUGAAUCAUUAGUUGAGGAAGAACAAUGUUAGGACUACUAUGGGAGAGGCAGGGGAGAGAAUAAGGAGGGGGGAGCAUGUAAAAAGAAUAAGUCUUACCUCCUAUAGCCACCAGGAAUAUGUGUACAACUCCAAACUUCCCUUUUUUAGCAUGACUUUUGGGCACUAAGCGCAAGGUUAUCUUUCAGGUUAUCCAGAGCUUCCCAAAUCUCCUCAGAUGCCUCUUAGUCCCAUCUCACCAUUUCCUACUAUGAAGCCAGGGUCUCUUUUCUACUUAAUAUAGUCUGUUGGGGACUGGGAGAAUUAGAAGCUGUCAAUGGGAUUGUGCUUCGCAUCUGGAUUUUUAGCACUUCUCUUAUAGGCAAGUAUACCAGAGUCAUCCUGGCUAGCAUGAGAUGAAAACAGAAUACAUCAUUAAGUGAUUUGGCGUCACAUAUGACGUCUUCUUAGUUUUCUUUGGACUCUCUAUGGUGUAUUGUACCUUCCUUUUGUUAGGUGCUCAAUAAAACAAGAUUUUGAUUUGA